AUGGCGUCCAUGGGCACGCAGAUCUUCGCCUUCGUGCUGGCGCUGAUGGGCAUACUGGGCGCCACGGUGGCCACGCUGCUUCCCAACUGGAAGGUGAGCGCUGAUGUGGGCUCCAACAUUAUCACGGCUAUUUCUCAGAUGCAGGGGCUGUGGAUGGACUGCACCUGGUACAGCACAGGCAUGUUCAGCUGCACACUGAAGUACUCUGUGUUAGCCCUGCCUGCCUAUCUACAGACAGCACGCACCACCAUGGUACUCUCCUGCGUGCUAGCUGCUCUGGGACUGUGUCUCGCCUCGUUGGGGCUCAAGUGCACACGCUGGGGUGGGGGUCAUCGCGCAAAGCGCCACGCUGCGUUGUCUGCGGGGGCCUGCUUCCUCGCUUCUGGCUUCCUCUGCCUGGUGCCGGCUUCUUGGUACACUAAUGAAGUGAUAGCCAGCUUCUUGGACACCAACGUACCCGAGAGCAACAAGUUUGAGCCAGGGGGUGCCGUCUAUGUUGCCUUUGUUUCGGCCGGGUUUCUUUUUGUAGGUGGCUUCAUUUUUUGCAUGUCCUGUUCGGGAAAGCGACAGGGCCCCCAGGAUUUGAUUCUGCUUCCCCCAGACAAACUCCUACUGCAACAACAGCAGCAGCUGCUCCAACAGCAACAGCAGCAAGAGCAGCUCCAGCACCAAUACUGCUCUCUCUCACCUUUGGACAACAAGACUGGCUACAGCCUACAGGACUACGUGUAG
Molecule: messenger RNA, 732 nt
Organism: Chanos chanos (milkfish)
Lineage: Eukaryota; Metazoa; Chordata; Actinopteri; Gonorynchiformes; Chanidae
Product: claudin-20
Exons: 1
Coding region: 1-732 (243 amino acids)
Cellular component (GO): membrane; bicellular tight junction
Molecular function (GO): structural molecule activity
Source: RefSeq, a predicted model, not a curated record